Molecule: messenger RNA, 4116 nt
Organism: Mauremys mutica (yellowpond turtle)
Lineage: Eukaryota; Metazoa; Chordata; Testudines; Geoemydidae
Exons: 29
Coding region: 148-4116 (1322 amino acids)
Source: RefSeq, a predicted model, not a curated record
UUAAAAAUCACUAAUGCGUCAGAAAAGAAAUGGAUUUUAGGGUUGCCUCUGAACAAUUUCUGGAUUGGAUUAAAUAAUUUAGAAAAUGUGACUAAUUUUGCCUGGUCGGAAGGGACAUUGGCAGACAUAACAGCACCCUGGCUUUGGAUGCCACGCCCAGCCCAACUAAACAAUGCGUAUUGUGUGAAGAUUUCCAAUGGCAUCUUGAUUGCUCUGGACUGUAGCGCCAAGGCCCAUUGGAUCUGCAAGCGAAGUGCAGAUACUGAGCGGUAUCAGGAACACAAAGGAAAGGUACUUCUCUCACCACCAAGUGUUCCAUCACAAGUACAUGCAGAUUUGAAUUCUGCUAAAGAAGCUUGCCUGGAGCUUAGGGAGAAAUGCACAGGAAUUUCUACAUGGAAUAAUGCAUAUGCCCUUGCCAGGGGGACCAUAUUGUUGAAAAGUGAGGAGAGCAAUUCCUAUGCCUAUGUAAAAUCAGAUUGCUCCAUGGGUUACUUCGGAAGGGAUUGUUCCUCUGUGUGCGGUUUGUGUCACAACGAUGAUCUGUGCAAUCCCUACAUGGGAACUUGUGACGAUUUCCAUUUGUGCAGUGUUCAGAGUGCACCUACAGCCUGUGAGAGAGCUAUGAAAAGUUUGUGGUGCCCCCGUUUUUCUGGUUGGUCGUAUUGGAGUGGCAACUGUUACUACUUCGGCACAGAGGCCCCUGCCAGCUGGCUUCAAGCAAAGGAGAAGUGUAGAAGAUACAGAAGUGCAGAUCUGCUGUGGAUUGAGAGUCCAGAAGAAAUGAAUUGGUUGUUCUCGGCAAUUCCAUCUGAAACCUUUUGGAUUGGACUGAAUAGCAGGCAGCAAGAGUCUAUCUGGAUUUGGUCAAAUGGGAAGUCAGCUGCUAAAGAACUUGAUUGGUUAUCCAUGACUGGAAAUCCGUCUGGAAGAUGUGCAGGUAUCCAGCCAGCACCCAGAAGUAUUUUAAAGUGUAACUGUGAAAAUAAGUACAGAUGGCUUUGUAAGAAAGCUGAAUCUCCACACAUUUUUGAUGUGUUUCUUAGUCGGUACCUGUCAAGACCAUUUUCAUCACAGAAGAUCUACAACUCCCUCUAUAGUGCUAAGAUAGACUGCUUAUAUGACAGGAACUGCACAGGAGUAGUAAAAGUCUCACAGUACUUCAGAAGAAUGGCAGGAAUUGAUGAAAUCCACUUUGCUCCUUUUACUGCUCCCUCAAGUGCUAUUUCGUAUGUAAAACGUGAAUGUUCCUUGGGAUACUAUGGAGAAAACUGUGCAAGAGUCUGUCCGCUGUGUCCUGGAAACUUCAGAUGCAAUUCAAUAACUGGCAAAUGCCCAGAAAAGUUAAUGUGUGUGGACAAAUUUAAAGGUGAAAUUUGUGAAUCAGGACUCACCAGUUUAAAGUGCCCCCAAGACCCCACGUGGUGGUAUUGGAAUGGAAACUGUUAUUACCUAGAAAGGAGAGAGACCAUGCGGUGGGAGCAGGCUCUGGCCCAAUGUGCAUUGUAUAAGCAUGCUAGUCUUCUCCAGCUAGAUAGUGCAGAAGAAAAGAUGUGGGUGGCUUCCAUGCUGGAGGGUGGCACCUGGAUUGGUUUGUCAAAGCAGCAGUCUGGUGCCUGGCAAUGGACUAGUGGACACGGUGCUAAUCUUGCACUCAAUUGGCUUUCAGACAUUAAAAGGGGUCAAAGUGGAUGCGCUCAGAUGAAGAAAGGAGGAGAACUUAUGGCUACUGGUUGCUCCACACGCCUGCACUGGGUCUGUGAAAAACAAGCAGACCUUGAUAUUUUCCUUGAGUAUCCUGGAAGAAUACUGCUUUCUCUGGUGGCAAUGGCUCAAUAUAGUACCCUAACUGAAGCAAAAUUCUACUGCAUGAUCAAAGCUCAGUGUACAGGAAUAAGUAGUUGGCCAUCCAAAUUUUAUCUUGUCUCAGGAAGUGAAAUGGUGUCAGCUCCCCAAAGAUGUAUAGUUUACUUGAAAACAAGCUGUGUUUCUGGGCGGUACGGAUCUGGAUGCAGGAAAGCCUGCCCCCGCUGCAUUAGCAUCCUGCCUUGUAAUAGUUUGACUGGGUUCUGUGAUGAGAAAACGUCGUGUCUGUUGCCAUUCACUCUAGCAAGCUGUGUGGCAACCACAAUCAGUAUACAAUGUCCAGAUGAGGCCGGGUGGUGCUACUGGAACAGGUACUGUUACUAUAUCUCACGUGUGAAAGCGAAAUCCUGGACGGAUGCCAAUUCUACCUGCAGUCGAUACAGAGGUGCUGAACUUGUUUGGUUUGAAAGCCCGGAAGAACUGAGUUGGAUUAAAUCAUCUCUGAAUGGACCCACAUGGACAGGGUUGCAAGAUAUAAACCGAGAUGGCACCUGGACCUGGGCACAUGAAGAUAAUGCAUCUAGUGUAUUGGAAUGGCUAACUUUUAGAAAGAGAAACAGUUGGCUGAGAUGUAUUGAAAUGCCAGCUGGCGAACUUGUCGCUGCAGCAAGCUGUAGGAGAGCCAAGAAAUGGGUGUGCAAGAAGCCAGCAGAACCAGAUCUUGAUUUGUUCAUAAGUAUCUGGGAUGCAGCGGUGAUCUUGCCAACUCCAGCAGUAUCAGCUAAAUACACUAACCACACAUUGGCCAGACAAAUCUGUGUAAUGCAGAGGUCCAGAUGCAUUGGCUAUGUGUUAUGGCAAGACAGUUAUUUCCUAAUACAUGACUCUGAAUUCAUUAUCAGUGGAUUUGCACAAAGCGCAACAUACUUAAAAUCAGCUUGUGAUUUUGGAUACUACGGACCGUCUUGUGAAAAGGAAUGCCCAGACUGCUACUGGGACAAGCCGUGCAAUCCCAUAUCCGGAAAGUGUGAGGACACUGCAGUUUGUGCUGAGCCAGAGGAUGUAGGUGUCUGUAAUUUAGGCAAGUACAGCUUGAAAUGUCCUCUUGGGCCUGGCUGGUGGUACUGGAAUGGACGUUGUUACUUUAUAGAAAGGAAUAGAACUCUGAGUUGGAUGGAAGCCGGGCUGUUUUGCAACCAUUUUAAAAGAACAAGUCUGUUGCAGCUGGAAUCGUCGGCUGAAAAGGACUGGCUACAAAAGAUGAUAAAACAGCCAGCGUGGAUAGGAAUGAAAUGGGAAACAUCGGCCUCUGAGUGGCAGUGGGCAGAUGGAUCCAGAGUAAACACAGCUCUGAACUGGUUAAACGUACAUCGGGAUGCAACUGAAAACUGUGUGUUUCUUCAGCAUAAUAAAGUAGCUUUAGAAGCAGCUAGUUGCCUUUUAAAAUAUAAUUUUGUGUGUAAAAGAAAUGAAGCUGAAGACAUGUUUCAGUUUUAUGCAGGCCACAUAAUAACACAAAGACAGAAUUUGUUGCCAAAAGUAUACUCAUCUCUCGAAUCUGCUGAAAAGGCAUGCCUGUAUGAGAAAACACAUUGUACUGGAGUAGUCCGUUCACAGAAACGGUAUAAUUUGGUUAGUGGAACAGAGGUAUUUAGAAGCUCUAAUAAAGCUGAUGCAUUAUAUCUUAAAACUGGCUGCCAGACAGGCUACUAUGGCUCAGAUUGUCAAGCCAGUUGCCAUCCUUGCACCAAUGGUUUUCCUUGCAGCGGUGUUACUGGACAUUGUGUAGGCACUGCCAGAGUUACUUGCAGCUUACAGUCUCAGGAUCCACGGUGCUCUCCUAGCGAAGUUUCCAGGCAGUUGUGCCCCCAGGGGCCUCGAUGGCAUUCUUUUCGAAAGGCGUGUUACUAUGUGGAAGAUACUAAAACUAAAACGUGGACUGAGGCCAGGAGUGCGUGUCAGGGCUUUAAGGAGACGGACCUCGCUAAAAUUACAAACAGUGCAGAAAAGGCUUGGAUACAGUUUAAAGGGGAGAACAGCUGGAUAGGUUUGACCUAUAAGAAAGAAGACUUCAGAUAUGUAUGGGUCGAUGGCACAUCUGCUCAGGCUGAAAGUGCAUGGGUCAUGAAACGUAACAGGAGGCAUAUGCUCACUAAAGAAGACUGUGUGGUUGCCUUCAAGCAAUACCUUUCCCCAGCAGAUUGUUCUUCUCUGAGAAAGUGGAUAUGCAAAAGAGAAGGAGAAUGGGAGAAGCGUUCUGCUGCCCAAGGGGGAGAUCCAGGAAAAAUGGAAAGUGUGUCCGGACCUUGA